This is a messenger RNA of Phymastichus coffea, 1156 nucleotides long. Its product is annotated as hydroxysteroid dehydrogenase-like protein 1. The transcript is spliced from 4 exons. The record is from RefSeq and is a predicted model, not a curated record. Gene Ontology annotation, molecular function: oxidoreductase activity. NCBI's taxonomy places the organism in Eukaryota, Metazoa, Arthropoda, Insecta, Hymenoptera, Eulophidae. Gene Ontology annotation, cellular component: endoplasmic reticulum. The coding region runs from base 25 to 963 and encodes 312 amino acids.
CCUAUUAGAGUCUCACAAAGAAUUAUGAUUACUAUUACUGCAGGAUUACUGUUAUUUUGCAUUAUUCUGACAUUACAUCCUUUAAUAAUAUUAAUACAUAGUUUGUGGCAAAUUGCUUGUAAUUCAAACCCAAUUGAUUUAAAACGGACAUUUGGAGACUGGGCAGUUGUGACAGGAUCGACUGAUGGCAUUGGAAAAGAAUACGCGAAGGAAUUAGCAAAAAAAGAUAUCAACAUUGUUUUAAUUAGCAGGUGUCUUGAUAAAUUAAAAGCAACGAAAAACGAAAUACACUUGCUUAAUACGAAUAUUCAAAUUGAAAUCAUUCAAGCAGAUUUCAGUAAAAAUCGAAAUGAAAUUGAAAAGAUUGCUGAUAAAUUGAAAGAUAUUCCAGUCGGAAUAUUAGUCAAUAACGUUGGCAAACUAACUGAAUAUCCCAUGUAUUUUGGAGAACAUUCUAGAACUGAUUUAUGGGAUAUUAUCAAUAUAAAUAUUGCAGCCGCGACAUUAAUGACUCAUUUGGUCAUUGAAAAGAUGAAAAAGAAAAGAAGAGGUGCUAUAGUCAAUGUUUCUUCGGGCAUUGAUACAAUACCAAUGCCAUUGAUGUCAAUUUAUGCAUCGAGCAAAACAUUUAUUCGCUUCUUUUCGGAAGCAAUCCGUGCUGAAUACUCUAAGUAUGGACUUACUAUACAAACUCUUGCACCUUACUAUAUUGAUACAAAAAUGGUCAGCUUUGUCGAUGGCAUAAAGAAACGUCCAUUAAUUUAUCCAGACGCAGCAACCUAUGCUAAAAGUGCUGUAAACACCUUAGGAAAGUUGAAUUCUACUGCGGGUUAUUGGAUCCACGAUGUAUUGCGUUUCAUCGUGAUUAUAUUGCCAAGGUGGUUAACGAUAAGAUACAUCUACAGCGUCAUUAAAGAAGAACGGGAUAAUUAUUUGAAAUCCAAUAAAAAGAAUAACGAUUGAUAAACUCAAUGAUAUUCUAACACUGUAUACUUCGAUUAUUAUGACGUUGGAAAUGAAGAUAUUAAUGCACUUGUCUAUAGACCAUAAAAACUCAAAGUUAUGUUAAUGUAUAUAUUAAGAUGAAUUUUUAUUACAAAUAUACGCGUCUGCCAUCAGCUUAUGAAAUAUUUAAAAAUUAAUAACUCAAAUAAUA